AUGGCCCUCGACGCAGUGCGCACGUCGUUUCUUGCAUGGGACCGGCAGUUGUGCCUGGAUCUGCGCCCGCCUGCGGCCUUUCAGCAGGGCCAUAUUGCUCAUGCGGUCUCGAUCGCAGGAAUCGACGCGUUGCGCUCGCGGUUCAGUACCUUGCCCCCACGUGGUGUGCCGUUUCUUCUUGUAUGUGACGCACAGGAUCACGACCUCAUCGCCUCCACGUUUGUGCCUACCGAGAGAUGGGCCAUUGCCGCGAUCUUUGCGAUUGGUACGGAGGCGGAAGGCGCCGUGGCCACGGCGCCAUACCCCACGUUUCUUCUAUCGCCUACGUCGUUCCAAGCCUGGGCGGAGGCAGCACAGGUAUGGUCUUUGCAAGAUGAUACACCACACCUUUUGUUCACCCCGGCGCCCGUGAUUCAGCGCUGCGUAGACGCUCGUUUGCAUUCUGACCGGCCAGGGCCCUGUACGAUCCUGGAUCUAGGGUGUGGUGCAGGCCGCGACUUGGCGUAUGCCCUAGUACAAGCCCGCUCUGCACAGCAGGCCUGGCGGGGGACCGGGGUGGAUCGAUGGCGGGCGGCGCUGGAUCGCGCUUCCUUGCUCCUGUCGGACUUGCAUCUCAUGCAGACGUCUACCGAGACAGCUUGCGAGGGCUUUCUUCCUACGCAGCUCACUGAGGAUGGCUAUGCCAUCCCUCUUGGCCCCCGUGGCAGUGCGCCUUCGCCGCCUCAUACCCUCACAGACUGGGCCGUGCAUGUGCUGCCACGCCCGAUGUAUGACAUGCUAUGGAUCGUGCGGUUCUGGCCGCGUGCAUGCCUCCCCCACCUUCCGCGUCUUUUAGCGCCGGAUGGAUGGAUCGUACUGAGCCACUUUGUGCAUGCGCCGAUGGAUGUGGACAUCGAACGACGUGGUACGGUCCUUGCUACCUAUGACGCACCGCCUAUCGACGCACGGAUCCAGCCGGGUGAGAUUGAGGCCCUGCUAGCGCGCUGGACCGCUGAUUUUGGGCCGUGCCGUGUGCGUGAGCAUCUUAUUGAGCCUAUUGAAGAUGGGCGGCCUGUGUGUACCCUUGUUGUGCAGUGCCGAUGUACGUAG
Malassezia pachydermatis is the source of this 1089-nucleotide messenger RNA. RefSeq lists its product as hypothetical. Bases 1 to 1089 code for a protein of 362 amino acids. NCBI's taxonomy places the organism in Eukaryota, Fungi, Basidiomycota, Malasseziomycetes, Malasseziales, Malasseziaceae. The record is from RefSeq and is a predicted model, not a curated record. The transcript has a single exon.